UUGGAUGGUUUCGAGUUGCAUAGUAAUAUUUUAUUCCACUCUCAAAUUAUCUCUUAUAGCACUCAGGAAUGACUGAGCAGAACAGAUCAUCUUCAAGUAAUGGUGGUUCAAUAGGACCUUCGAUGGGUCCCCCCGUGUUUCAGACUGCCUCUUCUGUUCUCAAAUCUGUUGCGGCUCAAGCAAGUCCAGGGGCCAGCACAUCAACGAUGUCUUUGCGAAAUGCCUCAGGAGGUCAGCCUUCCUUGUCGACCUCAACAUCGGCGCCGAGUCCAUCAACCGUAGGAUCUUCUAGCAAUACUGCAGCAGGGACGGGCGGUCCCUCAACAAAUAGUUCUCAAACAUCAAGGCCUAUAAACAGGCCGGCAGCAAGCAAGAACAGUAUCAUAUAUAAUGCAGUUCAGAGACGGAACCCUGUUUUAUCGGCCAUCCGUAAUGUCGGAAUUGAAGUUGGCGACAUUGUAGCGGAUUAUCAAGUCGGCGCCCAUAAUGGCGUGCUUUUUUUGAGCCUGAAAUAUCAUAGAUUACAUCCAGAGUAUAUUCACCAACGGAUAGAAAAGAUGAAGAACAUGUACAAUUUCCGGGUUAUAUUGGUCUUAUGCGAUGUUAACGAACAUCACCAAUCCUUACGAGAGCUCACCAAGAUUGCCAUUAUCAACGAGUUUACUGUCUUUGUCGCCUGGUCAAAUGAAGAGGUUGCUCAAUAUUUAGUCACUUUCAAGCAAUUCGAACACAAAUCAGCAGACACUUUGAAGGAGAGGGUUCAACAAACUUAUCAUGAUCAGUUGGCACACGUCCUGACAAGUGGCAAGAAGGUGAACAAGACCGACGCCGACAACCUCGCCGCUGAGUUUGGCUCAUUCGAAUCAAUCUCGCGCAAGUCCGCCAAAUCGUUGUCGAACGUUAAGGGUCUUGGCGCAACAAAAGUCACUUCUCUUAUCGACGCCUUUACUAAACCCUUUCUCGUUGGAGGUUUGCGUCGACCGGAAAGAGAAAAGACGGCACAGGAGAAACAAGCAGAUAGUGAAGCUGUUACAUUUGCAGGCGAUGAUAUGACCGAUCCGACGAGAAGCUUAGAGCUCGCGGUCGGAAACAACGACGGUAACAAAAGACAGAUGACCGACGAGGUCAAAGGUGAAGACAUGGUCGGCGGUCAAGUAUGGCAUGAUCCUUUGGACGAUGAGGAUGAUGACAAGGUGGCGGAAGAAGAGCCUAUAGCGAAAAGGGCCCGCAUAGACACUCCAAUUUGAAAUGUGAGAUGUGAUGGCAAUGACCCGCCGAACUCUAUCCGGAGCCCGAAUGAAACGUCAAAGGAGCAUUCUUGAAGGACAAUUCCAUUGGAUAUUGCUGGUCGGAUUUACUCACUACUCUCUAUUUACAGCAAUGGGAU
This is a messenger RNA of Cryptococcus deneoformans JEC21, 1387 nucleotides long. RefSeq names its product mating-type switching protein swi10, putative. Gene Ontology annotation, biological process: meiotic mismatch repair; nucleotide-excision repair; UV-damage excision repair. The coding region runs from base 69 to 1247 and encodes 392 amino acids. The record is from RefSeq and is a predicted model, not a curated record. Gene Ontology annotation, cellular component: nucleotide-excision repair factor 1 complex; nucleus; ERCC4-ERCC1 complex. The transcript has 5 exons. NCBI's taxonomy places the organism in Eukaryota, Fungi, Basidiomycota, Tremellomycetes, Tremellales, Cryptococcaceae. Gene Ontology annotation, molecular function: single-stranded DNA binding; damaged DNA binding.